Molecule: messenger RNA, 2049 nt
Organism: Chironomus riparius
Lineage: Eukaryota; Metazoa; Arthropoda; Insecta; Diptera; Chironomidae
Source: the annotation of a GenBank genome assembly
AUCGAUAACAGCAUCAUGUGUACUCUGAAACCAGUUUUACAAAGAGAGCGAAAUCGAAGAGUCAACAAAUAAUAAACAGAAGUGUUUAUUUUAAACUGUUCAAAUAAUUAUUAAAUUAAGUUACCAGCAUUGAUGACAUUUAGUGAUAUUAAUAAAGUUUAAUAAACCAAAAAUGGAUGUGGAAGUGAUUAUACAGGAAAUUGGUGAAUUCGGGAGAUUUCAACUGCAAAAUUACAUUCUUGUUUGUUUGCCUGUUUUUUAUGCAGCUGCAAAUUCCCUCACAUAUGUGUUUACAUCUCGAUCAACAAAGUAUCGUUGCUUAAUUCCUGAGUGUGAAGCUGCAAAUGACACAAAAUAUGCACAGGACUGGGUCAAGGACAUUCUACCGGGAUCAAUAUCAGAUUCAUCACAAUUUGUACCUGACGAGUGCUUAAAAUACAAAUUUAUAAAUAAGUCAAGUGACUCAUUCUUAGAAAACGAGACAUGCCAAGCACAUUGGUUUGACAAUGAAAAAGUAAGAUGCUAUGAAUGGGUGUUCGAUGGAGCUGAGACCGCUAUUGUGAAUGAUUGGCCAGACGAGCUUGCGUGCGCAGAAAACAAAUGGAAAUUAGCACUCGUGGGGUCUGUUCAUUAUGCUGGCAUCAUUGUUGGAACAGCUCUUUUUGGAUUUUUGGCAGAUCUUUUUGGACGUAAGAAAAUGUUUAUCGUGUCUAUAGUUUUCAUGUCAAUUACUGGAGUCGGACAUGGACUUGCAAGGACUUACAUUUGGUUCCUUAUUUAUGGAUUCUUGAAUGCAAUCGCUACUGCUGGUGUCUAUCCACUAGCUUUUGUGUUGGGAGUGGAAAUGGUUGGGAAGAAUAAGCGCGAAAUGGCUGGAGUUGUGCUGAACUAUUUCUAUUCAGUUGGUGAAGCUCUUGUUGGAAUUAUCGCAUGGAUUGACGGUGACUGGAGGAAUCUACAAUAUUGGGUGUCAAUUCCACCUAUACUAUUUAUCUUUUACUACUGGAUCAUACCCGAGUCAAUUCGAUGGCUUAUUGCAAACGAAGCUUAUACCAAAGCUUUUGAAGUCGUUAAAAAAGCGUCAAAAGAAAAUAAUCGAGAGCUUUCAGGCAAACUUUUAGAACAGUUUGAGGCAAAGUGCUUUGAAAAAGAAAAUACGGAAUCAAAAGCUCAAGAUGUAAGGCAUAAAAAUAUUGAAUUAGCAACCUACGGGAAAUUUUUGAGGUCGAAAAUUUUGAUGAUUCGAAGUCUUUCUUUGUGCUUUAUAUGGGGAACCAACGCCUUUGUCUUUUACGGAUUGUCUCUAAAUUCAAUUAAUUUGAGUGGAAAUAUUUUCUUGAACUUUGUACUUGGAUGUCUCAUUGAGAUUCCCGGAAAUACCAUAUCGUGGAUUACGAUGAACAAAUUCGGUCGACGACGUUCUUUGGCUACAUCACUUCUAAUUUGUGGAAUAUGCUGCAUAUCUGGAGGUUUUAUUGCUGAUGAAAGUGCCUGGGCUCAAAUGGGAUUGUUUUUGCUGGGCAAAAUGGCAAUUACUUCAUCAUUCACUACCAUUUUUGUAUACACAGCUGAGAUGAUGCCAACAACCGUCCGCAGUGGCUGCCUUGGAACAUUUUCAACAAUGUCUCGGUUUGCAUCUCUUGUCGCUCCUUUCAUUCCAUUGCUUAAAAACAUCUACAGCUUUCUGCCUUUAGUUGUUUUUGGAUUGUUUGCAUUUAUUUCUGGAUUUUUAUCAUUUUUGCUGCCGGAAACGCUGGGUUCAAAGUUGCCUGACACAAUUGCCGAGGCUGAACAUAUUGAGACUAGAGAGAAUGUUUCUGAUAUGAGUGAUAUUACGAGAUUAUGAUGCUUGUGACUAUCUUUGUGGUUUAAUCAUUACUAUAAGUUGUAGUAGAUCUUUAAAGUUGUUCAUGACAUUCCAAAAUUUGACAAUAAAGUUUGGGUUUGUUCUCUUUUGAUGUCCGAUAUUUAGGGGGAGGGGGUUGAAAAAAAAAUUUUUUUUGGACGUCAUAAGUGAAUGACCCCUUUUUACAUUUUUUUAUCUACAGA